AUGGAGGAACUCCAAGGCAAAGAAAAGAAACAAAAGGCAGAGGCAGGAGAAUAUCGCGAACGUGUUGCUGCAGAAAGAGAGGAACAUCGCAAAGAAGGCAUGUAUUGGGGCGCCAUGAAAGUAUGUGAGAAACUCGAUACCGAGGAAGAGGCAGAAAAGCAAGGCAAAGCCAUACAAAGCGAUCCGAAAGAGGUCAAUGUGCUUUGGCGAAAUCUGGCAUUGCAACGACAACAGAGAGACAAGGAUAGAGUGCUAAGAAAAGGAGCCUUGGAUUCGUUAUCGUCACGCUGGAAUGAUGAUGAAGCUGAUGCAGACGAUAAAGUGGCCAUGGGGACAGAAGUCGAAGAGUUUGAAGACGAGCAAGACACAGAACUGGAAGAGUUCAACGCACUUCCAGUGGGAGAAAGACUAGAGAAAUUGGUGGCUUACUUGAGAGUUACCUACCAUUACUGCUUUUGGUGCAAGUAUCGGUAUGCUGAUGAGAGCAUGGAGGGCUGUCCUGGCUUGACGGAGGAAGAGCAUGAUUAA
Aureobasidium uvarum is the source of this 528-nucleotide messenger RNA. NCBI's taxonomy places the organism in Eukaryota, Fungi, Ascomycota, Dothideomycetes, Dothideales, Saccotheciaceae. The record is from the annotation of a GenBank genome assembly.